CGUUAUACACGUUAUACGAUUAUUAAGUAGUGUAUUGUAUACCAAGCAGUAAAGUCUUCAAAAAAAAAAAAAAAGAUCCAAAAUAAAGAAUAAUUUUCAAAGAAGAAAUUUCCCGAUUUCAUUAUUCCAUUAAAGAAAAUAAAAAGAACAGCCAAAAAUAAAAAAUAAGGAAAACGCUACAAAACAAAACAAAAAAAAAAAGUUUAUAUUUUUCUUUAUGAACUUAUUGUGAGUGGAGAAGUUAAUAGAUUCAACACAAAAUAGCUGUACGAAUGAAGAAAUGCUAAAUAUUAGUGGAGCAACACACAAAAAUACAGAAAUUCAAGCAAUCAUCGCAAUAUAUCAGUGUAUGUAUUUUAUACAUUAUAACGUCUAUGUAUAACACAAAGUAAAAUUAUACAGAGAAAAGCAAAUAUACAAACACAAGAAGAUAGAACCAGAAAUAAUAAAAAGGAACUACAUGCAGAUAUUGCAGAACAGAGAAUCAAAGUGAAAAAUUGAUUGUAACAACACAAAAACAAAAAACAAAGGCAAAGUUUAAGAAGAAAAAAAAAAUAUAAAAGCAAGCAAAAACAGGGAUUACAACAUAAAAAAAAAAUGAGUUCAGCUGUAGAUGCAUUACUUGAAGCAGCUCGUUAUAUAGAACUGCAAGAACAACAUGGUAUUCGUGAAGGUUGGAUAUCUUCUGCGCUUAAUACAAACUCAUCUUCUACUGCAGAACUUCGUCAUAACCAUAAUAGUCUAAGAAAUACAAAUAAUGAUAGUCGUCGCAAUUCAGUUAAUAAUCAUAUAAAUAAUAAUCAUAACUCGAUAACUAAUCAUCGACAUAAUAGUCAUAUUCAAAGUAAUUCUCGGUUAAAUGAUUAUUCUGAUAGUAAUAAUAUAAGAAGAAAUGAUAAUUUUCAGCAACAAAAUCAUCGAAAUAAUAAUGUAAAUGAUAAUUUAUUGGUAAAUAAUGUUAAUAACAACAAUAGCAACAAUAAUAAUGUUAAUAAUAACAAUAUAAAUAAUAAUAACAUUAUAAAUAACAAUAAUAAUGAAAGAAUUGUGUCGCCAUCAUUAUCACCAAAAAAUCAACAAAAUAAUAUAAAACAUCAAAAUGCUGCAAAUAACACUAAAUUAUAUAGUAUAAAUUCAAAUACGCUUUCUAAUCAAAAUGAUAUAUCAUUAAAUGCAAGAACUAAUUCAAUUGAUGAACGUAUUGAAAAUGGUAAUAGCAUUAGUAGUAAUAUUGAGAUUAUAACAAAUGGCAGACACAGACAUAAUUCAACAUCUUCAUCAACAACAUCACCAAUAAAAGCUGGAAUAAAUUUUAAUUUAAAUAACGUAAAUAUCAAUAGUAAUAAUAAUGGUAAUAUUACUAAUAAUAUUGUUAAUAUUAGUAAUAAUAGUAAUAUUAAUACUAAUCACAAUAAUAGUACGAUUAAUAACAUUAUUACUGCAACACUUAAUUCAACAAAUAAUACUUCUAUACAUGCUAUUAUGUCAACCACAACUGAAGAUUCAUCUCAAUCAAGUUUAAAUUUAUCUUCAAGUAGUUACAUAAGUGGAAGUCCAAAUAAUAAUCAUAAUUCAUCAUCAUCUUCUAUAUUAAAUUCAGAAAACUUAUUACCAUUUCAAUUAACAUCAACAUCCUCAUCGAUGAUAACAACAUCAGCAUCAAGUACAGGUAAUGGAAGACGUCGUACAAUUAGUAACACUAGUGAUGGUAGUCAGUCACAUCGUAAUUCAUCAAGUAUUAGACCAGGUACAAGAGAAAUUCAUAAUAAAUUAGAAAAGCAUAGAAGAGCACAUUUAAAAGAAUGCUUUGAACAACUAAAAGUUCAACUACAACUAAAAGAUGAAGAAAAAAAGAAAACAUCAAAUUUAGCUAUAUUAGGUGCUGCAUAUCGUCAUGUAAUGGUUUUGCGACGCAAAGAAAGAGAAUUAGAACAGCAAGUUGAACUUUUAGCUAAAGAAAAAAUUAAUGCUCAAAAGAAAAUUGUUAGUUUAAAACGUGAACUCGUUGCUAAAUAUGAUAACAUUGAUUUUUCUUCAAUUGUUUCUGAUGUUAACAAUACUACAACCAUAGUUAAUACAACAAAUGGCAUUUGUAAUAAUAAUAACACUAAUACUCAACAACAACUGCAACCACAACAACAACAUCAUCAAAUCGCGCCAUUGAAUUUGAAUAGAACAUCCUCCCCACAAACAAUGCUUUUAUCACCAAAUAAUGUUAUUAACAAUAAUAAAAUAAAUCACAGUAAUGAAAUUAUUAUCAAUCACACAACUUCAACAAAAGAUAUUAUUUCCAUUGAAAAUAAUAAGAAUAUGAUACAGAAUAACAGAAAAAUGCAUCAUCAAUAUUCAUCAGAUAAACCACGCGAUUUAACUGUCAAUUCAUCCCAUAAAGUUGUUAUACAAUCAAAUAAUUUUAGUAAUAAUUUAACAAGUAAUAACAACAGCCAUCAUAAUACAGUAGCAAAUUCAAUAACUCCUACUACCACAACUCCUGCUAGUUUGAAUAUUAAAGAAGAUCCAGAUCAUUCUACACAAAAGGUUAUCAAACAAUAUAAUUUAAUAGCCUUGGCACCAGUUGAUAAAGAUAACAAAAUUAUAUCGUCAGCAUCGUUACCAAUACCACAGGUUGUUACAGCCGGUGGUGGACUUGUGAUACCGAUGUUGUCAUCACAGGCAUUACGUGUUAUAGGACCAAAUAAUUUAUCAACAAUAGAAUUUAGCACACCAGCGCUGCAAAACCAUAUUCAAAAUACAAUACCAUCACUGACAUCUGUGACAUCAGGACAACAAUUACAAAAACUAUUUAUAAACGGUGAUUGUGGCGGUACUACGACUAUUUCUGCUCAUCCAGCAUUAGCUGCUGCCGCUGCCGCUGCAGCUGCUGCAGCCUCAUCUGGUAAUGAUAAUAAAAAUGGUAUUACAACAAAUGAAAUCAAUAGAUUACCAGGUGGGGCUGAAUUAAAUAUUUUACCUGCAUCAGUAACUGGUGCCACAACAUUAUAUAGGGGAAAUGAAAAAUUGACUUUUGUUAAUAAUGCGAUUACAUUAAAAAAUUCUACAUCAAAUUCAUGUAAUUCGGGUAUUACCACUACUACAAAUAAUAAUUCUAGUCGCCACGUUCAUGUUGUAACAUCAUCAAGCCAUCAAAAUGCAGCCAUAACAAGUAAUGCUGGCACAAAUUUAACACCAAUUGUUGUUACACAAGGUCAACAAGUUAACAAUAUAACGCAAUUAAUUGCAAAUACACCACAAUUAGGUAAAAUGAAUAUUUCAGUAACAGGACAUCCUCAUCAAACUGAUACAACAACAUUACUUAACGCAGCACAAUAUAUUCAUACAGGUCCAAUGAAACAAAUGGUUGUCGCUGUUGCAAAUAAUGCUACACCCACCAAUAAUUCAUCUACUAUUCAAACUACAACUUCUACAACUGAUACCAUCGGAAAAAUAUAGUUCUUAAAUAAAGAAUCACCAUAUUCUAAGAAAUAUAAAAGAAAUAAAAAUAAAAAUAAAAAAUAGUAAAUUAAAAAUUUAAUAUUAAAACAAAAUAUUUACAUAUAUGAAAUAAAUAUGGAAUAUACAAAACAAAAGAAACAAACAAAAAAAAAAAAACUAAUUUAAAUUAAAUUAAAAUUUGAAAAUAAGUAGCUGUAAUUUUUAAAUUUAAAUACUGUAAAUUAUAAUAAUCAUAAUUACAUAUUAUAUUAUAUUAUUAAUAAAUGUAAAAGAAUUUCUGCCCUUUAAAUAACAUUACAUAGAUGAAACUAGCCACUAUUUGGCAAAUGUAGUAAAAAUGUAGAAUUGCAUUACAACAAAAAAAAAAAAGAAAGAAAAUAAUAGAACAAAAAUUAUUGCAUGCGAUAAAACAUUUAAAUUUAUUUUAAAAUUUUAUAAAUAUAUAAGUGUAUUACACAAAUCAUGAAACUAAAAUCAGGAAAUUUUUAAACAUCUAUGUAACUAAAUUUAUUAAACCUUUUUCAAUUUGAGAAAACAAAUUUCCAAAUUUAUCUUGUUGUUAAUUUUAUUUAAAUUAUUUUUAAAUUAUUGUGCUUCAAAGAAGAAAUUGUAAUAAGAUGUGCACAUUAUUCCAUAUCCAAUUUUAAAGAAAUGCUGUAAAUUUCAAUAUUAAUUAAAUACAUAAUUGUGCAAUUAUGUAUUUAAAAUUACGUUUUCUGCAAUUAUAGACUUUAAAGCUAAAAUAAAACUAAAAAUUACAACUAGUAUAACUUCAGAUCAGUAUUUCAGAAUUACCGAAUAUAAAAUGCUUAAUGCAAUAUAUUUAAAAAAACUGUGAUUUAUUGAAAAAAAAAAAAGAAAUUACAAAUUGAAAGAUUUAGUUAAAAUUCUUUUUAAUGCAAAAUUUUUUAUAAUGAAUGCAAAAAACACAUAUGAAAAUAAAAUAUUUAUUGCUAAAAUAUAUUUUUAAUUUUUUAAACUUUAAAAAUUUAAUAAUUUUUCUUAAGUUUAAUUUUACAGUAUUUUUUUUUAUUUUACUUUUUUCCCUAAUACUAACACAGUUCGAAAUUUCUAAUUGAAUUUGAACUUGCUUAAUUUUCAAAAUUUCUAAUUCUAUUUGAAAAUUAAUUUGCUUAAUUUAAUGUAAAUUCUCGGAUUAGGAAUAUUGUACAAAUAUAUAUAUAUAUAUUCAAUUUUCUAAAUUCUAGAUGCAAAGAUGUAGAACUCAACAGUAAUCUUAAAUUGGAAGACUCUUUAAUUUUUGAAGUAAACGUAGAUAAAAGCAAUCCAUUGAGUGUACUUUAGUACGGGUUGAAUAUUAUAGAAACGCAUAUAUUAUAGGAAUGCGUAGUAUCACUUAUUUAGCAAUAUCAAAUUUAAAAUAUUACCAAUUGAGAAAACUAUCAAAUCUGAGACAUCGAAAAAUGUUACUUUUCUAUUUCUUUUUUCGAUUUAGUGAGCUCAUUAUUUUCAAUGCAAAAUCAAUGGUGAUGUCGAAAUUAAGAGCUAUAGUCAUUUUUGAUUUUAAAUUAUAAUUGCAUCAUUUUAUUAUUUAACUGCAAAUAUUUCUAAAUAAAAAAAAUCUAUUUAAACAAAUUUAAAGGCCAUUUUUUCCUUUU
Condylostylus longicornis is the source of this 5072-nucleotide messenger RNA. Its product is annotated as myb-like protein D. Gene Ontology annotation, molecular function: protein dimerization activity; RNA polymerase II cis-regulatory region sequence-specific DNA binding; DNA-binding transcription factor activity, RNA polymerase II-specific. Lineage: Eukaryota; Metazoa; Arthropoda; Insecta; Diptera; Dolichopodidae. Gene Ontology annotation, biological process: regulation of transcription by RNA polymerase II. Bases 598 to 3450 code for a protein of 950 amino acids. The transcript is spliced from 3 exons. The record is from RefSeq and is a predicted model, not a curated record.